AGAGAAAAACAAGAAACAAUCAGAGAAAAGCAAAAUAAAAAGAAGACGCUGAUGAUUCAGUUUCAGUUUGUCAGGAAUCGAAAAUACGGAAUUCCAUUCUGUUGUCAGUGAGAGAGAACCGCGUUCAAAUCAGAAUGGGCUCACGCCUCUCAUGUUCUUGCUCACAAGCCGAAUGCUGGACGAAUGAUGAAUCUACAUUGAGAAUUGACGCGGAGUUGUUUGAGUUAUCACAGGACGGACAAAAGUGGGAUAAGCUUGACGGAAGGCUGGCCAACGUACGUGUAUUCAACGCAUUCGACGACUCUUCCCCACGUCUUCUUGCCACAUCAUCAUCCGGUCAAGUUCUUCUGGACACUCUAAUUCCAAUGGGAGAAAAGGUUCAUAAAGUCAGCGACUUUUUUGUGUAUUUGAAGACGGAAGGAAGAACAAUUGGAUUCAAUACGUUAAGCUCGAGGGACACUUCCUUACUCAUUUCUCAGGCGACAAAUACAACUGCCUUCAAUAUGUUUCAACAUUCAUUCUCAGUUUCCGUAUCCAGAAUUGCUACAUUUGAAGGUGAUUCUAUUCAACCUUGUGAUGAGCAGCCAGAAACGUCAAAUGUCUCACUAAAUCCGUUAAAUAUGGUUUUCAACUACAAAGGAUCACCUGUUGAGAUUGAUUUGCUGGAAUGUUUCGCGUGCUCAUCAGAAGCUGAAAACUGUGUCGACAUAGCACAUGCCAACAACAUAUUUCGUGUAAUUGUGUCAGCACAUGCUCAUCUUUUUCUUAUUCAAGCUCUGAAUGUAUCAUCACUUCUUCUUGCUCGAACCACCUCGAAUCUAGUUGCCAUCAAUUAUUUGGCUCGGCAAAAUGAUAAAAUUCAACAAAAAUUGAUUGCUCUGUUGGAAACAUCAGAAUCAAGUGAGAAUGCGUCGAAGGAAGAUAUUCGACAAAUGCUUCUUCUGAAGAAUGUAGUAGUGACACAGAGAUUGAACUCACUUCAACAGAGAGCACUACCGGGAAUUGAGCUUAUCCAACACGAUAUCUCACCUCAAAUUGAUCAGAAGCUACUCGAAAAGUGUCGACUUCCAUCACUGUUUUUAUAUCAUUUUAAUAUGAAUUCGUUUCGAAUAUGGCGAAAACCAAUGGAAACACGUGACAUGAACACAAUGGGAUCAUCAAUGGCAUCCACCAGUCAAUACCAUCAGAUUCCGAUUCAAAUCCAGAAUCAGAAUCCGUUACCGUCUCAACAGAUUCAGCCACAACAACAACAACAAUACCAUCCACCAGAUCAUGUGACAACUCAUAAUGGUACAACUACGUUUCAUACUACGAAUCCCACAAAACCAAGACUUUGUGAAGGAUCGUUGGCUCCUGGAUGCUCAUUGGCCGAGGCAUCCGAACAGAGAAAACGAGAGAUGGCGGAGCAGAAAAAAGAGUUGGCAGGCCCAUCUUCCGCAGAGGAUUACUUCGUCAGAAAGACAAAUGGACGUCUUGGACUCACUAUAUACGCGCAUAACGAUGAUGGGGUCAUCAGGGCUGAGGUUCGUGGAGUGACGUCAUUUGCUCCGAGAUGUGCUCAAGUUGGAGAUUCGGUUGUAGCGGUAGACAGUGAACUCAUAUCAUCAGUUAGAAACGCUUCGGAUGUUGAGAAACUUUUGAGAAUCGGAAAAGUAAUACAUUUACGAAGAAAGACUCCUCUAACUCCAAGAGCACCGUCUCAACUCGACGCAACUAAUGUCAAUAAGAAAACGGGCUGUGCAAAGUUGGCGAUGGCUCUGCAAGAAUUGUUGGUCACUGAGAAGAAAUAUGUCAGCGAUCUUCGAGAGAUGAAUGAAGUUUUUCUGUGUAUGAGACAAGUCCGAGAUAUUAUGAAUGCAGCAAUACGGUUGUAUAAAAUGCAAACAUCGUUUGUGGACAGUAUUGAGGAAGCCAUUGGAGACAUGAGUAGACAGGAUAUUUCUGUUGCUCAGAUUAGGGAUUCUGUAAUGCGAGUGUGUGCAGUAUUCAUCAACAAAUGUUCUGAUUUCAAAAUCUAUGCAGAAUAUGCAGCCGGUUACCAUCUCCUCCAACAUGAGAUCAAAAACAAAAAAGAGCUUCUAUCAAAAUUGGAAGCUGUAAACAGUACAAGAGAGCAACAUUGUUCUUGGGAAUCUCGGAUGAUUAAACCAGUCCAGAGAAUUGUACAAUAUCCACUUUUACUGAAAAACAUUGCCGAUGCACUUCCGAAGGAUGCACGAGAGAGGGUUCAAGUGGAGGCAGCAUUGCAAAAAAUGCAGACGUCUGCAGAAUAUGUGAAUGAAAUGCAAAGGCUUCAUGAAGAUUAUGCACAAUAUAUGGAGACUGUUAGGAAAGCUAAUGAGCCAAUGUUGGCUGAAAAGAGUCUUCGCCUCGACACUCGAGAGCUUCUAGUUUUUGCACACAUAAAAUGGAGAGAUGCUCCAGCGGAGCACUACGUUGUGUUCGUGUUUCACUCUUUAAUACUGCUCCUUCCAUCGUAUGCUAGGAAAGAGAUUAAGAUGAAAUGGACUCGUGUCCUCCCAAUAAAUGAAGUUGAUAUCAACGAAAUGCCAAAUGAUGCAUUAAAUCUAAAACUUUAUCAUGCUGCUUUUGAAGGACCAAAUGGACAAUUAAGUCAUUCCAAUCCAAAUACAGUCUACAAUAUUGAAUGUUGUCAAUCUCAACUGAAACAGCAUCUUAUCAAAAAUAUCAAAAAAGCUCGAACUUUAUUCUCUCGAGAAUCACAUCGUCCAUUAAGUGGAUCUAGUCAAUCGGAUGGUGGUUAUGUGUCAGAAGUCUCUAAGGAACAUCGAAAUUCAAAAUAGAUAAUGGAUCUUGUUUGUAUAUUUUGCCCAAAUUUUCUUAUAUUUUGUUGCCCCAAAUCGCUAGUCCAAAUAUUCAAACGGGUGUUGUCGUAAACUGAGCAAAAUGAACUGUUUUUAUUUUUCAAACUCCCUC
This is a messenger RNA of Caenorhabditis elegans, 2937 nucleotides long. RefSeq names its product DH domain-containing protein (gene tiam-1). Gene Ontology annotation, molecular function: guanyl-nucleotide exchange factor activity. Lineage: Eukaryota; Metazoa; Nematoda; Chromadorea; Rhabditida; Rhabditidae. The transcript is spliced from 18 exons. The coding region runs from base 135 to 2804 and encodes 889 amino acids. The record is from RefSeq and is marked reviewed.